Funneliformis mosseae is the source of this 668-nucleotide messenger RNA. Lineage: Eukaryota; Fungi; Glomeromycota; Glomeromycetes; Glomerales; Glomeraceae. The record is from the annotation of a GenBank genome assembly.
GAGUAUUUUUAUCAAAAUCAGAAAUGGAAGAUUUAAUAGAAUCAUGUUUUGAUCGUGAUGUUGAGGAUGAUAUAUUUGCUGAUAUAUAUGAAGGAAGAGUUUGGAAAGAAUUUACUGGUUCUGAUAAUCAUCCUUUUUUUGUUAAAAGCAUUUUAGAAGUUCAUAUAGGAUUUGCUUUGAAUUUGGAUUGGUUCAAUCCUUGUAAAAAUAUUCAACAUUCUCCUGAUGUAAAUGAAAUCCAUCAGUAUAUUGAACCUUUAGUUGAUAAAAUUCUCCAAUUAUGGGCUGGUCAAGUUAUCAAAACUCUUAAUUAUCCAUUUGAUCGAAUAUAUUGUGCAGCCUUAAUAAUAAUUUCAUAUGAUACUCCCGCAGUUCAAAAGAUCAGAGGAUUUUCUAGUCAUUUUUCUAAAAGAGGAUGUUAUAGAUGUGAUCAUACUUUUCCUAUAAUUCAGAAUAGAAAUACAAGUAAAUGGAAAUCAGAUUUUGGUAAUUUCAAUAUUAAUCUUCUACAGUGUUCUAGAGAGAAGCAUCUGAAUAUUGCUUAUGAAUAUAAAAAAGCAAGUUCUUUGAUACAUAACCAAAUACUUAGUGAAUAUGAUAUAGGUCGUAUACCUCUUAAAAUAGCAUCAAGAUUUGCUAGAUUUAUGGCAGAUCAAUGGAGAUUAUAG